Molecule: messenger RNA, 2787 nt
Organism: Helianthus annuus (common sunflower)
Lineage: Eukaryota; Viridiplantae; Streptophyta; Magnoliopsida; Asterales; Asteraceae
Product: rho GTPase-activating protein 7
Exons: 22
Coding region: 193-2616 (807 amino acids)
Biological process (GO): signal transduction
Source: RefSeq, a predicted model, not a curated record
CAAACAUUUGACCGCUCCCUCGAAUCACGGGUCCAAUUUAAGACGACUAAAUGUCAUUCAUCUCUCUGCACAUCUUACCUCACCUUUCAUCUUCUACUACUAUUUCAACAUCUUACCUCACCUCACCACUUGGUCAUGAUUACGUUACGCUUCACCACAUCCCUCUUCAAUGUUUGAUUAUCUUUCCUGAAAAUGUCUGAUGAUUCAUCCACCACAUUCACCCAUGGGGCUUCAAACACGGUUUUCAAGAGCGGUCCGCUGCUUAUAUCUUCCAAAGGGCUAGGAUGGAAGUCAUGGAAGAAACGCUGGUUUAUUCUCACACGCACUUCUCUCGCUUUCUUCAAAAAUGAUCCAAGUGUACUUCCCCAGAGAGAAAGUGAAGUAAAUCUGACGUUGGGAGGAAUUGACUUGAACAGUUCUGGAAGUGUUGUUGUUAGAGAGGACAAAAAGCUGUUAACUGUUUUGUUUCCUGAUGGACGCGAUGGCCGGGCAUUUACGCUCAAGGCAGAAACAUCUGAAGAUUUGCAUGAGUGGAAGACAGCUCUUGAACAUGCUCUUGCACACGCCCCAAAUGCAGCCCUUGUUAUGGGACAAAACAGAAUCUUCCGGAACGAUACCACUGAUUCAAAUGAACAGUCCUUUCAUCAAUGGAGAGAUAAACGCUCCAUCAAGUCUCUAGUUGUCGGAAGACCAAUAUUGUUAGCGUUGGAGGACAUAGAUGGAGGCCCGUCUUUCCUUGAGAAAGCUCUUAGAUUUCUUGAGACACACGGAAGCAAAGUUGAAGGAAUCUUGAGACAAUCUGCAGACGUAGAGGAGGUAGACCGCAGAGUUCAACAAUAUGAAAAAGACAAGAAGGAAUUUAGUUCUGAUGAAGAUGCACAUGUUGUCGGUGAUUGUGUUAAGCAUGUCCUUAGAGAGCUUCCCUCAUCACCUGUUCCCGCAACCUGUUGCACUGCUUUGUUAGAAGCUUAUAAAAUUGAUCCGAAGGAAGCUCGAGUGAACGCUAUGCGUGCUGCAAUCUUUGAAUCAUUUCCUGAACCAAAUAGGCGCUUGUUACAGAGAAUUCUGAAGAUGAUGCACACUGUUUCUUUGAAUACUUGUGAAAAUCGAAUGACAGCAUCAGCAGUUGCUGCUUGCAUGGCACCGUUGCUCUUACGCCCACUUUUAGCUGGCGAAUGUGAGUCGGAUAAUGAUUUUGAUGAUAAGCGUGACAACUCUGCACAGCUGCUUGCUGCUGCUAAUGCUGCUAGUAACGCUCAAGCUAUUAUUGCAACUCUCCUAGAGGAGUUUGAGAAUAUAUUCGAUGAUGAUGCUAUGCUCAGAUGUUCGAUAUCCGCGGGUUCCCGUGACGUUAGUGCAAGUGAAGAUUCAACUGAUGAUGAAAAUAUGGAAACGGAAAACAAUGUUUACCGUGAUGCAGUAAAUGAAGCUGAUCAAGAAUCUGAUGAUGAUCCCGAACGUGUAUUUAGUGGAAAGUUGAGUGAAAGCAGUGGUUAUGCUGGCAGUGAUCUUUAUGACUUUAAGGCAUAUGGGACUGAUGCAUCAGAUGUGGUGUCUCCAAAUAACAAUGUAAAUUUGGGAUCAAAAUUAAAUUCAUUGGCAGAUUCUCAACCUCUUGAUUCAAGCACAGAGACUCCUGUUAACAAACUAACAGGAUCCAAUUCUAAGUCUAGGCGUACAACGAUAAGGGGACGGAAUAAUGCUAGAAAGACUCCUUCAGUGGAAUCUUUUGAUUCUUCUGGUGAAGAAGAGCUUGCUAUUCAGAGGCUUGAGAUGAUGAAAAAUGACUUGAGGCAAAGACUUGCAAAAGAGGCGAGAGGAAACACGAUACUUCAAGCUAGCUUGGAAAGAAGGAAGCAAGCAUUACACGAACGUAGGAUGGCACUUGAACAAGAUGUUUCAAGAUUGCAAGAACAGUUACAAGCUGAGAGAGAUCUAAGAUCCAUAUUAGAAGUUGGGUUAAGCAUGUCUUCUGCACCGGUUUCUCGAUCCCAUAACAUGGAUCCAAAGACGAGAGCGGAGCUGGAGGAGAUUGCUAUUUCUGAAGCAGAUGUUGCUCGGUUGAAGCAAAAAGUUGCGGAAUUGCAUCAACAACUUCAUCAACAACGCCACCAACAUCUCCAUAACUAUAAUUCUCAUCAGAGAGUUUUUCAACAAGAUUUUGAUUCUACAAUCGCUUAUAUCAACCAUGAACGAAAACAAAGAUCAGAGGAAACUACAUUGGGAGCGGAAUUCAGAAACAUUAGAGGGCAAACCUUAAUGAAUGGAAACACAAGCAGACAAGCUACUCGUGUGCAGUUUCUAGACUCGACAAGAUUAAGUGAUUCUAAAAGUAGCGAGACAUCCACAAGUUUAUCUAUGGAUGAAUUUGGGGCUGUUGAUUCUGCAAUUAUGCCAUUUACAUCAAGACCAACUGAGGUGAUUGAUUAUUCAAGAAACCCAUUGGCAACAUCAUCAUCGACGCUAGUAGAAUUAACAACCCGCCUCGAUUUUUUCAAGGAACGGCGUUCACAGCUCAUGGAACAACUUCACAACCUCGACUUAAGCUACACAACCUCAUCUCAAGAUUUUACAUAUAAACAACCACCUGGCUGGAACAUCCUUAAAAGAAGUUAAUCUCUUUGUAUAUCCUAAGUUUCUUCUCUUUUCAUGAUUCUUUGUCAUUUGGUGUCAGCAAACAAAAAACUCAAUUUGUAUUCAUGUGAAGUGGCCUCCUAGAAUCCUUAAUUAACUGUCUAUUAUUUGGUUUGACAUGAAAUGGCCGGUUUUGCACGUGUUUAUGCGGUU